Molecule: messenger RNA, 1317 nt
Organism: Rhipicephalus sanguineus (brown dog tick)
Lineage: Eukaryota; Metazoa; Arthropoda; Arachnida; Ixodida; Ixodidae
Exons: 2
Coding region: 1-1317 (438 amino acids)
Source: RefSeq, a predicted model, not a curated record
AUGAUCAAGAAGGUGCGCAUCGGAACGGAAGAAAUGGAUUCCGAAGAAAUCAACCGACGCUUUCCGGCAGUGAGGCUGAACGUUCCUUGCAGCGCGAAAUGUGGUGUUGGUGGCGAAGACGGUGUCAGCAUUUCGACGUCCGUCUGUCACACCUUCGAGAAUCUGUCCCGUUGGAAUUACGUAUUGUGGCACGUCGGCUUGCAGUUGCGGGAACUUCGCGGUCCCGGAAAGCUGUCUCUGGUGCAGGCCGCCUACAGGGGCCGGGGCGGCUCUAUGCUACAAGCGCGCAGCCGUCACGCCCGGAUUCUCAUUCGUGUCCUCCUGGUGCAGUACAGAUGCGUCGAGAGCCUACACGUGGAGGACGCCCUCGAGGAAGGUAGUGGACUCGGCGAGUUCCGGGAGUGCGUCGUCUCGACGUUUCGGGAAAACACGAGCCUACGGACCUUGAUUCUCGGUAGCCUCUUCAGCGAGUACAGGAGCAUCCGAGAAGAAUUGUUCGGAGCCAUCGCCAGCAUGACGAACCUGUGCGAGUUGGCCGUAUUAGGCAGCGCCGCAGGGCCAUCGGUCGUGCUGGAGGCGGUUUGUAAGCUUCUCGUGGACACCACGUGUCUCGUCACUCUGACGAUUCCUCGACUCGUUUUCGACGACGGAAGCGGGACUCGCCUGACCGCCGCGCUCCGACGUAACAAAACCGUCCAGAACCUGUCUCUGCACGUCAGCGUCAUGCAUUCAUAUAUGCAGAGCGGAAUUCCGAGGUUCUCCCACUUUCUAGCCAACAGCAAGCAACUGACUUCGCUGAGCGUGGAAGGUGUGGAUACGGUUCCCGUAAGCACGUUCGAAGACAUCAAGUGCAUCGUUGCGCCGUGCCGCAUUCGUGGCAACCUGCAGAAGCUCCGACUAACAGGCUUCCUGUUAAGCGCCCCUUGCUCGUGCCUCUUCGCUGCCCUCGUGUACGGAAAAGAAGGGUGUCUCAAGAGUCUGGACAUAGCCGGCUGCCGCUGGAGACCGAAGUCACGGUUACAACGAACGCGCGACGCUGGACCUAGUGACGGCGAACAGGUGGGUCGAUCCACGAUGGCGCACCGCAGCUGUCACCGGACUCAGGCGUUCGGCCGCAGUGCGCGAGUGCGACUCUCGUUUUUGGCCUUGAGACUCGAGGGACUCGAGCCAGAAGAUCUGCGGCUUCUACUGAACACCGCCCUUACCGUGGAACCUCUCAAAACUAUCUCGUUAAUUGAGAGGCGUGCCCCUCGACAAACUGAAGACAGUUUGCCGAAUGAUCCGGGAGACCGGAAUGAGCGGACGAGUCUCUAUUGA